CAAAAUGAUUACACUAAAUCAAAUUGAAUUAUUUAUUGCCUUACUAUCAAAAUUCUCCUCAGGGACUUGAAAGAGGACUUUUAGAAACAGUAGAUCAUCAUCAUCUCUGCUUCACAAAUUUAGCGGAAACCUGGCUGUUGGCGACUAUGAAAGUAGUGGUCACCGGCGCUUCCGGUUACUUAGGUGGAAGACUGUGCCACGCUCUUAUAGAAGAAGGUCACUCCAUCCGCGCCUUGGUCCGUCGAACUAGCGACCUCUCUGCCCUUCCCACAGCGGAUUCCUUAGAGCUUGCCUACGGCGAUAUUACCGACUACCGGUCCCUCCUCGCUGCCUUCUCUGGCUGCCACGUCAUCUUUCACACUGCUGCCCUCGUCGAGCCCUGGCUACCAGAUCCUUCUAAAUUCUUCUCAGUCAAUGUAGGGGGAUUGAAGAAUGUGUUGGAGGCAGCUAGAGAAACUAAGACAAUCGAGAAGAUUAUCUACACGUCGUCGUUUUUCGCUCUUGGACCAACUGAUGGAUUCGUUGCCGAUGAGAGCCAAGUGCAUCCUGAGAAAGUAUUCUGUACGGAGUACGAGAGAUCCAAGGCAACCGCUGAUAAAAUUGCAUUACAAGCUGCAGCGGACGGCGUCCCAAUUGUGAUGGUUUAUCCAGGUGUGAUCUAUGGUCCAGGCAAGCUUACUACCGGCAAUGUCGUGGCUCAAUUGCUGAUCGAACGAUUUCAAGGGCGUUUACCAGGAUACAUGGGGUAUGGCAAUGACAAAUUUUCCUUUAGCCAUGUCGAUGAUGUGGUGCAAGGGCACAUUGCAGCAAUGGCCAAAAGUCGAUUAGGUGAAAGGUAUUUACUUACAGGUGAAAAUGCAUCUUUCAUGUAUGUUUUUGAUGUAGCUGCUAUCAUCACCAGCACUAAAAAGCCCAGUUUUAGUAUUCCUUUAUGGGUAACUGAGGCGUAUGGAUGGGUGUUGGUUCUGUUAUUCUACCUUACGGGAAAGCUUCCUCUCGUCAGUCCACCGACAGUGAAUGUUCUAAGACGUCAAUGGGCAUAUUCUUGCGAGAAGGCGAAAGCGAAUUUGGAUUAUCAUCCUCGAAGCUUGCAGGACGGACUGAAGGAGGUUCUACCCUGGUUGAAAAGCUUAGGGGAGAUCAAGUAUUGACUAGAAACCGCUUUCUCAUAGAUUUCUUCUCUAGAAGCAAUUACCUCUACUAGCUCACCUGUUGUUGUAGGAGUAUCUCUUGAUAUUGUAUAUCACUUCUGCUUUCUAAACACGUUUUUUCUAGUUGUUCAUUACGUACUUAUCCUACUCUUAAAUACAGACUUUGAUAUUUCAUCUA
This is a messenger RNA of Ricinus communis (castor bean), 1329 nucleotides long. Its product is annotated as putative dihydroflavonol 4-reductase. The record is from RefSeq and is a predicted model, not a curated record. Bases 147 to 1151 code for a protein of 334 amino acids. The transcript has 5 exons. Lineage: Eukaryota; Viridiplantae; Streptophyta; Magnoliopsida; Malpighiales; Euphorbiaceae.